This is a messenger RNA of Struthio camelus australis, 5571 nucleotides long. NCBI's taxonomy places the organism in Eukaryota, Metazoa, Chordata, Aves, Struthioniformes, Struthionidae. The record is from RefSeq and is a predicted model, not a curated record.
AUGGAGGUUUCAGAUUACAGAGUCAUUCAGAAGGAAGUCAGCAGUCAAGGGUGUACUGUUGAUGUUGUAAAUGCUAGCCCUGUAGAGAGGAAGCAGCCUGGCUGCGUAAGGGUCUCUGUAGAGGAGACUGCUUACCCGUGUGGUUCUCGCACAGGAAGCUUGCAGAGCACCUUGAGAAGCAGCACACGGCAGUGCCUGCUUGAGCUCCGGGAGUAUUACAAGAUCAGUGCUGCCAUAGCAGCUGUUAGAGAAUCUUUGCUUUGUAUCUCUUGCAGCUUUUGUAAAAAGGAAGAUCACAACAAAGAGAAUCUCUUUAACAGCCUGAACUAUGAUGUUGCUGCCAAGAAGAGGAAAAAAGACCUGCUGAAUAACAAAGCCAAGAUCCAAUAUUUCCACCAAGAGAAGUGGAUCUAUGUUCACAAGGGGAGCACAAAAGAGCGCCAUGGUUACUGUACUUUGGGAGAAGCUUUCAACAGACUUGACUUCUCAAGUGCUAUCCUAGACUCCAGACGAUUCAACUACGUUGUGAGGCUGUUGGAGCUGAUAGCAAAGUCUCAGCUGACGUCACUGAGUGGCAUUGCCCAGAAGAACUACAUGAACAUUUUGGAAAAAGUGGUGCAGAAAGUUCUUGAAGAUCAGCAGAACAUCAGACUAAUAAGGGAAUUGCUGCAGACUCUCUACACAUCCCUCUGCACCUUGGUUCAACGGGUUGGCAAGUCUGUGCUGGUUGGAAACAUCAACAUGUGGGUGCACAGGAUGGAGACUAUUCUCCACUGGCAGCAGCAGCUGAACAACAUUCAAAUCACCAGGCCUGCCUUUAAAGGAACUACUUUCACAGACCUGCCGUUGUGUUUGCAAUUAAACAUCAUGCAGCGACUGAGUGAUGGGAGAGACCUGGUUAGCCUUGGUCAAGUGGCUCCUGACCUGCAAGUGCUCAGCGAAGACCGGCUGCUGUGGAAAAAACUCUGCCAGUACCACUUCACAGACAGACAGAUUCGCAAACGGCUAAUCUUAUCUGACAAGGGACAGCUGGAUUGGAAAAAGAUGUACUUCAAACUCAUCAGGUGUUACCCACGGAAGGAGCAGUAUGGUGACACGCUGCAGCUAUGCAGGCACUGCCACAUCCUCUCCUGGAAGGGUACCGAUCACCCUUGCACAGCCAACAACCCGGAGACGUGCUCCACUUCUCUUUCACCGCAAGACUUUAUCAACUUGUUCAGAUUCUGAACUCGGUUCAUCACAGCUUUCGCGAUUCUUACAGGACACUUUAUGCCACUGAGCUUGGACACUCCAUUUUGUAAAUAGUGUAAAUAUUCAUGUCUGUUUGAAGCUCCUGAGUCAAGGAACAAGAGGAUCUUGGAGACGAAAGGUGACAUUGCUCACUGAUGCGCAGCACUUAAGGAAUACAGACUUCCGUAGGACUGGUGUAUGAAUGCAGCAUGUUGUACAGAGUCCCUUUUCUCUGAUCAGAGUACAAGAUACAGGGCAGAAACUUCAUUUUUGUUUUUAGAAGUUAAAAAUGAAUUUGUCCCACAGCCAUUUGAGAGCUUUCUUGGUUUGUUUCUAAUAAUCGAGAGAAAGCAAUAUGAGGCUAGGACUGUUGAACUGUUUCUCCAUCUGGUUUUAUUUAGCAUAUGUAUUUAUAAUUAUGACAUUUUAAAAGUAUUUAUGAAAAGUAUCCCUGUGACAAGUUUAAUAAUUUUAUGCUUUUUAAAAAGACACAUUCUGAAAUACUUAGCGUAGAACUCUAGCCUACUUACAAAAGAGAAUCAUACCAUACCAUUUUCUACCUCUAAUAGAUGGAGUACCUUUCAAACAAAAAUCCAGUGUACAAUGUGAACUUUUGUAUUUUGUACAAUGAUUUAAAGGGAAAUGUUUAUGAUAGUAAGCAUCUUUUCUUGCAUUAAUGCUUACCUCUCUACAUUAAUUUUCUUGCUCCACUCAGUGCUUGAAUGCCUAGAUGAUAGGCACCGUUAUGAAUACCUAAGACUUUACUCCAUCCUCUUAAUUGGUUGGUUUUAUGAAAGACUAAGCAAAAGGAAAAAGAAAAGCCACAAGGAUGAAAAUUAUCUAAGAGGGAGGAAGCUCUACUGCAGAGAAAUAAGAGACUGGAUUUAAUCUCACAGUGUAAAUUCAUAUCCACUCCACUAAGUUACUUGCACUGGUUGAAAUCCCAAGUGAGAUGAGAAUCUGGUUCUUCAAGCCCAUCUUUUCCUUAUUUUUCCAAUGUACGCUGCUCUCUAUUCCCACUGCUAUCAAAUGAAUUGAAUCAUCUUAGAGCUGGUAAAAUGUAGGGAGAACUGGGCCAUUAAAUCUAGUGAAAUGAUGCAGUUCUUAAUCGCUGAAAGAUUGGCAGCAUCUUGUUUAAUCUCCGACUGCUGGAAUUCAGGGUGAUGUGAGAGACAGUACAAAGAAACCAGUUGGUGCUUUUCUAAAAAGUGCAGUCAGGACUGAGAUAAGCAAGGGACUUCCAACAUGGCACUUGACGUCUUCAGUUAUUUGUGUGCUAAGGAAAUGGAGAAGACCCAUGUAGCCCAUUCUGACCUUCUUUAUGGGCUCGUCUAACACUAGCCUAGAGUUAAAUUUUCAGUCCUGUGGAGUAAGUGGCCAGGCUUGUGCUUGCUUCAUCAUGGUGAAGGUUUGGUUUUCAGUCCCCUCUGUUGCAUAUAAUUCUGUACUUUUCACCAAGCCGGAGCUAGAAGAAUCCAGCGAAUACAUAAGAAUUUGAAAACCUGCAUUGGAAAGCUUUUUGCCAUUAGCCAGUAGAUUUCCUGUAUAGCACUUUCUCUGUGUGCAAUGUAAGCAGGGUACCUCAGGAGCGUAAAUAUUAGCGAGUUGUAUGUUAACUGUGCACAAAGAAUUGUGAGGAAGAGGAGUACUCAGGACAAUUCAGGAAGAACUACUUGAGUUAAUUAUUGUUAAAUAUUCUGUUCUUUUUUUUUACAUUUUUAUAACUGACUUUCAACACUUCUGCAGCUGUUUAUAUAUAUAAAAAUGGACAGUAUUUGCAUUUUUGCAAACUGAAUCACUUUGUGUACUCUUGGAAGAGAUGCAAAAAGGGAAAAAAUCCUCCUAGAUGGAGCAGUGAGGAAGGGAGGUAGAAACCUUGGGAAGGGGGAAGCCAGGAGAACACUGACAAGAACUGCCAUUCUGCUGUAUUCCAAAAAGCAAAGUGUUUUUUUUCUAGAAAACUCUCUAGGAGCCAGUGCUACUCUUAAACAUGUCAGAGGCUGGCACUGUCCAGGGAAGAGGAAAAAACAUGCUGGAUAGGGAACUUUAUCUUUGUGUUGAUGCCCUCUCCAUCAGCUUGAUUGCUGGGUGGGAAGCAUAAGCCUGCUGAUUAUGUUCAUGUCAACUGAAAGUGAUUUAAAAGCUGUUACCUUGGAAAAAAUGAACUUGAGCUUGCUGGGUGUAUUCCGUCACGAGCGAAGGAGGCCAGUUUGUUUGCAUUCCCACAUUGAUGUCAGUGGGUUAAUGAGGCUGAAAUUUGACUUGGUGAAAGUGGAUGUUAAGGACAGGAACUUGUAAGUGAAGUAUUGCCACUGUAUUUGGAGAUUCUCAUUAUUUCCUCUUUUAGCAGUGAGAGGACUUGUGUGACCCUCUGCAUCUCCUGCCUCCAGCCCUGACCUUGGGCUGGUUUGUUUUGUAUGCUCGCUUCCUCCAUCCGUAGCGAGUCAGCCUGUUGCGACUGGAGAUGCAGUGGUGUAUCAGAAUGAAAUGCUGGGUCGUCUUACUAAUCUGCUUUGGUCUGAGGUUUUACUUAUCAAAUAACUUACCCACUGUGAGACUGUGACAUUGGGUGAACUUAAGCUCAGGUUUAAAUUUGGCCUAGUGCAUUCCCUGCACUGCAAGACAGGUGAUUCCAGCACUUGGCUGUGAUUUGAGAACUUCUCAGCUCCAACCUUGCCUCUAUCAGCCCUUCUCUGGUCUUGAGCAAAUAGUUCAUCUUGUACCCUCUGCCCAGAAAGCAUGGAUAAUACUGACAACCUACCUAUCUAUGUGCACCAGAGGCUCCUAUUUAUGAAGUUUAUUUCAGUUAGAAUGGUUUUUUCUGAUCCCUUAAUCUCUACGUAGAUCUUAAAGGGUCAAAGUACCGAGGACUGAUUUGUUUGUACACACAAACGCUUUUGCAUUACUCGUGCAGGGCCCUGCGGCAUUGCUGUCAGUAUCCAAAGCAGCAGAAGACCAAGUAACUAUUGAAUUAAAGAACAAAACCAACUGAAGUCUACUAGGAAAAGAAAUGGGAUAUGCUUCAUUCAAUUAUUGCCUCAGUCAUUGUGUUUCUGCUGCAGCAACUGUCAAAUACGACCUUGUGUUACAAUGGUUGGUACAGAGCAAUGUUGUGGUGGAUUAGUACUAUUUUUUGUAUUUAAAACAAAAUGCUGUUUCUAUCCAAAGACCUUCGUCUAUCCACUUGAACAAAACCCUCAGUACUUCAGCAGCACAAAGGCAUCUGCUUGGCUUAGGUUGGCGGGGUAACAAACUACUGUGAUAACUUGGGCUUCUAGGCAGAAUGGUGUAAGGCUGCCCUUGCACAAAAAACCUCCUUUUUUUUUUUUAAGGAGAACUAGUGAAUCUAUUGUGAAUGGAAAACAGGCUUUUACUUCUGUUUUGGAAAUAGAACGUUCUUUUGCAAUGGCAGUUCUCUCUGAGCUAGCGGAUGCGUCUCCGUUAGGAGUACAUCAGUUUUCCCGCUAUGAAAGGAAGGCUUCACUGUUUUGGGGUUUUUUCCUGCCCGCAUAAAUCCAAAGAAAUGUGACCGUCUUCAGUGGAACUGCUGUGCGUCAACCAGCGCAGCGGUGCAGAGCGUGGUGCUGUAAAGAGGAAAAACAGAUCCAUGCCAGGGAGGAGGCUAAAGGAGAGAGAGAGAGAGAGACCUUAGCAUUUCAGCUUUUUAGAAGAGGCAAGUAUUUGGAGUUAACUUUAAUGUGAUAGCCACUUCAAGAGGCACAAUUUCAGCUGUACAUACUUUAAGCUGUUUAUACUAACUAUGGGAUGGCAAAGUUUGAUCAAAUGUGUGCACCUCCUCUUAUAUUGUUUGGGUUUCUUCAAUUGCUGGAGUUUCUAGAGCCUUUUAUUUUGUAAAGUGUUUAGGAAAACUUGUGUUGCUCUGCAGGCAUGCUUUGUAUGUAAACAUUUAAUUGCACCCUGCCACUUUCUGUAUAUGGGAGUCUCUUUAUUUUUGUUUGCCCCCCGGGUUUUGAACUGCAGUAGUGACAGCUUGUGUUCCCAUUCGUGUUUGACUUCAGUUACUCUUGCAAAGCUAUCUCCUACAAUAUAUGCAGGUAGUUAACCAGCUUUUCCUGCCUGGAAAAUUCCUUAGCUGUUAGUAGCUACAUUUGAAAUAGAGCAGGAACACUUCAAAUUCUGUUAAAUAGCUAAUAAAUCAGCCAUGCUGUUUCAUGCUUAUCUGCUGUUCAGUACAGCAAGCCAAUGUUGUCCUCUGGGGUGUUCUUACAAACCCGUGGCACAGCUUCCCCACGAAGCAGCACCUUGCCAAAAGAAAUAGCUUUAAAUGAAAAUGCCACUCUGUCUAGCUGGCCUGUUUGGGGGGGGGGGGGGGUCUGGGGG